Molecule: messenger RNA, 5152 nt
Organism: Boleophthalmus pectinirostris (great blue-spotted mudskipper)
Lineage: Eukaryota; Metazoa; Chordata; Actinopteri; Gobiiformes; Gobiidae
Gene: tp53bp2a
Product: tumor protein p53 binding protein, 2a
Exons: 21
Coding region: 303-3647 (1114 amino acids)
Biological process (GO): signal transduction; regulation of apoptotic process
Cellular component (GO): nucleus
Molecular function (GO): p53 binding
Source: RefSeq, a predicted model, not a curated record
CUGCUAAUAAAACCGGUCGUACGCGCACAGUUCCUUAUGCGCGUCUUUUGCGUUGGAUAACCGCCUCAUAAUUGCGUCUGAUGUGUUCCGCGGCGCCUUCAUAAAGUUACCAGCGAUGCUCUCUGAACUACGGCGGAAACUUUUGUCGUGAAGGCCUGUUAUUUGUAGCAACAGGACGGGACCCCGUAGCGAAGCAAGAGUAGCCUUCUUCCCAUCGCGGCUUUAGGAUCUGGGAUUAUCGAGCUCCAGAGCCUUGCCGCUUUCGUCGAAACUGUCGUGGAUUCAUGCUGAGGGCGAGCUAAAUGCGGUACGAAGCUAAAAUGAUGCCGAUGUUCCUGACCGUGUACCUCAGUAACAAUGACCAGCACUUCACUGAGGUCCCCGUUACCCCGGAGACGCUGUGCCGCGAUGUGGUGGAGCUGUGCAAAGAGCCGGGAGAGAUGGACUGUCACCUGGCCGAAGUGUGGAGAGGAUCUGAGCGCUCGGUGGGAGAUGGAGAAAGGAUGCUGGAUGUGCUGCAGAGAUGGGGGCAGCAUCGAGCUGAAGUCAGAUUCUUCCUACGCCACAACCGGGCCCCAAGCCGAGACUCAGGAGGUUCCAGAAGCUCUGAGCCAAAACGAAACGGCGUUAAAGGUCCACCAGACAGAAGAAUGGAGAAUGGGGUCGGCACACCUCGGAUGGACAUGACUUUGGCCGAGCUGCAGGAAAUGGCGACGAGACAACAGCAGCAGAUCGAGGCCCAACAGCAGCUGCUCGCAUCUAAGGAGCAGCGUCUGAGGUUCCUGAAGCAGCAGGAGCAGAGGCAGCAGCAGCAGGCCUCAGAGCAGGAGAAGCUUCAGCGUCUCCGUGACAACAUCGAGAACCAGGAGAGCAGACUCAAGAAGGUCCGAGCGCUCAAGGGACAGGUGGAGCAGAAACGUCUGAGCAACGGCAAGCUAGUGGAGGAGAUCGAGCAGAUGAACAGUCUUUUCCAGCAGAAGCAAAGGGAGCUUGUUCUGGCCGCAUCAAAGGUGGAGGAGCUGAGCCGGCAGCUGGAGCUCCUCAAAAGUGGCAAGAUGGAGGGUUUCCAUGACAACCAGUCAUCUGUGGCCGAACUUGACCGCCUGUACAAGGAGCUGCAGUUGAGAAAUAAGCUGAACCAGGAUCAGAACUCGAAGCUGCAGCAGCAAAGGGAGAAUCUGAACAAACGAAACCAGGAGGUGGCAGCGAUGGACAAGAGGAUCACUGAGCUCAGGGACAGACUGUACAAGAAGAAGGCUGCGCUACAACAGAAGGAGAAUCUACCUCCUCAGAAGCGCUUCAGCACAGAUCCCCCACACACCAACAAUGGCUUUCCUGGUAGAGAGAGGGCAGCAAAAGACUCUCAUCUGCAGUCGCCCUCUGAAGGCCAAAGUGUGCCCCAGUCUGGCCCCUCUCGCGUGGCUGCUGUGGGGCCUUAUAUCCAGUCAUCCACGAUGCCCCGGGGACCCUCCAGGAGCGAGCUGCUGGUGAAGCCCGCCUACCCUGACGGCACGGCAACGCUGCCCACACACGACCUGCAGGGCAAGGCUGGCACUGGAUCGUCGAAGCUGGGAGAGUGGAGUCCCUCUGGCCCUGAUUCCAACUCUAUCAGCAGUCAUGGCUCCUCAUCCACAUUGCCCCGGAUGCCCUCCCACAGCAACUCCACAGCAGAACAAGAUGAUGAGCUGAAGAGGGACAAAAAGGCACGUCCAUCCUCCAUGUUCGAGCCCACAGACUUCCCUCCCAACGCCCUCCGCAAGAACCAGAGCAGUGACGACCUGGUACGAGAUGCACAGUCUACAUCCAAACCAGUCAAGGUGCCUCCUCCUGUCGCCUCCAAACCCAAGGGCCCUGCUGUCCUCCCGUAUGGCAAGCCCGCCCUGCACACUGGCACCUUCCCCAAAACCAAACCCCACAGCCAACCGCCCUCGCACGCAGGCCCCGGCCGCUCCCCCUUGCCCCCCGCUCAGAGCCAGACCCUGCCCCUCCCUUCCAAACAGGACCCACCUCCAGCGGCCACGGUCCGCCCCUUCACCCCGGAGCUCCCCAAGGACAGCAGGAUGGGCAAGCCAAAGACCCUCGAUGCCAGCUCCAUCUACUCCAUGUACACGCAGCAGUCGGGCAUCCAGGGGGCGCUAAACCGGGCGCAGAGCCGCACCAAUGGUUUCACGAGCAUGUACGGCAAACCUGUCAUCAGCUCCCAGCAGCACCCUGAGAACCCAUACCUGGACCGCCGCUCCCCCACGGAGAACGAAGUGGACCACGCCAACAGCCCCGCCUCCUCCCAGACACCCGCCAACCCCGAGACCGAACGCAUCCCCCGCCCCCUCAGCCCCACCAAGCUCCUCCCCUUCAUCUCCAACCCCUACCGUCACCAGAGCGAUGGCGACCUCGAAGCCCUGCGUAAAAAACUCUACAACGCCCCCAGACCUUUGAAAAAACGCAGCUCCAUCACUGAACCUGAAGGACCAGCUGGACCUAACAUCCAAAAACUGCUCUACCAGAAGACCACUUUAGCCGCGAUGGAGACUACAGUUACUCCAACCACUCCGGCAUUUGCGCUAGACCCAGAAAAGGUUCCUGAAAACACAGUUCCAGUGACGAAUGACACUAGCCAAUCAGAACAACCCGAAGAAGUCCCGCCCACUGAACCUGUAGUGGUGCAACCAGAACCAAUCAGCAAUCAGCCUUCGGUAGUAGUAAUAGGAAGUGAGGAGAUAGUGCCACCGCCUCCGCCGAGUCACCCUGCCCCCAGGCCAGAUGAUAUGGUGUUCCCCCCUCCGCCGCCCACUGCUGGUGGGGAGGUGAUACAUGUGCAGGUGCCCAGUAUGCCCCCUCCUCCGCCUCCAGAGGGCUUCCCAGAGGAGUUUCCACCGUACCCACCCCCACCGUACCCAAGCGGCGCUGAGCAGGAUGAGGAGAGCAUGAAGGCACCAGAGGUCACGGGUCAAGUCACUCUGCCACCGGGAAAGAGGACCAACCUGCGGAAACCAGGAUCUGAGCGCAUAGAUCACGCCAUGAGGGUCAAAUUUAACCCUCUGGCCCUGCUGCUGGACUCUUCACUGGAGGGAGAGUUUGACCUGGUCCAGAGAAUCAUCUACGAAGUGGAGGAUCCCAGCCAGCCCAAUGAUGAGGGCAUCACAGCUCUACACAACGCCGUCUGUGCAGGUCACACUGAGAUCGUCAAGUUCCUGGUUCAGUUUGGGGUCAAUGUCAAUGCGGCCGACAGUGAUGGAUGGACGCCCCUUCACUGUGCGGCCUCCUGUAAUAACGUGCAGGUAUGCAAGUUCCUGGUGGAGUCUGGAGCUGCUGUUUUCGCCAUGACCUACAGUGACAUGCAGACAGCAGCUGACAAGUGUGAGGAGAUGGAGGAGGGCUACACACAGUGCUCCCAGUUCCUCUACGGUGUUCAGGAGAAGAUGGGCAUCAUGAACCGAGGCGUGGUGUACGGUCUGUGGGACUACAGCAGUGAGAACCCAGACGAGCUGUCGUUCAGAGAGGGAGACUGUAUGACCAUCCUGCGCAGAGAGGAUGAGGACGAGAUCGAGUGGUGGUGGGCACGAAUGGGCGACCACGAGGGCUACAUCCCACGCAACCUACUGGGGCUCUACCCCAGGAUAAAACCAAGACAGAGGAGCCUGGCCUGAAGCACCUACAAGCCUGUACAUUCCUACUGACAAAAACUAUCCGAAAUAUACACAAAAACUCCAACCCAAACACGCUUUAACAGACUGCAUUCCACAAAUGAAGACGACAAUGGAUUUAUGAAGGAUAAACGUGGACUUUUGAGCCCAACUGGCACUUUCUUGUCUGUACAACACUAUUUCACGACUCCACUGUUUUUGUAAUCGUCAGAAACUUUAUAUUUCCUAAACAAGCAAAAGAUGUUGGGACGAACAAGCAGUAUUUUCAUGGUAGCGCGUUUUUAUAGACCUGUAGUGCAUGUGAUGAAUGAGUGAGGGAUGAAAAUGGAAAUAAUAAUAUGACAAUCUGAAGGGGCUAUUGUUUUGGUAAUUUUUAUUUUUUGUAUUUUUUGUUUAAAGUGCAUUGUGUAACUUUUCUGGUGAAUGGUCCAUUGCUUGUUUUACUCCAUUGGGAUAUCAUUGCUUUGGCUGAAAUGUUCCACAGUAUUGCAUUAAACUUUUAUAACUUGCCUUUUUUAAAUUUAAUUAUUUUACUGUCUUGAAUAACAUGCAUUCUUACUGAGAGCAGGGUCACUUCUCCACAGAUCUGACCUGUAAUUUGGCGCAGGAGUAUAACCUGCUUGUCACCAUGGAGAUAGAUGUUAAUCGUCAUACAAUGGGACAUUUCAGAUGACCUUCCAUCAGAAAAAAAAAGUUACACAGUGUAUCUUUGAAGCUGCAUUUUGUACAUUUUCUGGUGGAAGUUCCGUCACCUGCUUUUCUCCACCGAAAUGCCAUUGCUUUGUCUGAAAUGUUUCACAAUAUGGCAUUAAAAUUUUCUAUCAUCAUGGAGACCAAAUCAGGCCAAGUUACAGGUCAGCUCUGUGGAGUGGCGAUCCCAUUUAUAGUCAGAAUGCCUGUUUUUCUAGGUAAUGUUGAGCUAUAAAACCACCUGUCAUUAUAUAAAUGUAAAGUAGAGGUAAAGCAUUGACGUAUCCAUAGAAACAAGAUGGCAACGGACCCCCAACCGAAAAGUUACACAGCGCACCUUCAAUUUGAGAAACUGUGCCUCGUUAUAGCUGCACUAGAGGUGUACAGAAUAAAUUGUGACUGCCACCGUUGUAGCGUAAUAAUCUGAAAUCGAAAAUAAUGUUAGCGAAAUAAAUAGUUUUGAGUACGUUUUAUGCUCUGUGGUCCAUGAUAUCGCAAAAGCUAGCACGCGUCGCCAACACGCUACUACCUUACGAUGGAUUCGCCACAGAAACACAUAUCAUGCAGUAUGGAUUUUGAAUAUUUUGUCGAUUUCAUGUGAAUAUGUGUAAGAAGGCUAGCCAGAUGUCAACCAACGCCUUUAUUUUUCUAGCUACAGGUUGCACUAGGCCCGGAUCAGGUCUACAAUGCAAAAACUCCACUUCAAGCAUAUCUUCAUUAACACAAAUUUAUUUAUUUUUGUUACUUUUUUCUUUAGCCCUUUUGUCAAGACAGUAAAAAUAACCACUCAUGUAGAAUUUGAAGCAUUUACAAUAAAA